Messenger RNA from Rubroshorea leprosula, 1421 nucleotides. The record is from the annotation of a GenBank genome assembly. Lineage: Eukaryota; Viridiplantae; Streptophyta; Magnoliopsida; Malvales; Dipterocarpaceae.
UAGCUUGAAGUAAAAACAAGCCCAAGCCCUAAAUUUGAUGAAGGUCUACUGUUUAUCAAUUGGCUAAAUAUUGGUUCCAAGGGUGUUAAAAGUAAUGGUCAUAUCAAGGAUGUUCUUUAUGAAGCCAAACUAUAUAAUUACCCAAUCAAUAGAAGUUUCAUGAGGAAGAAGAUUGAUACCUGACAAAUUGAAGACUACUUGAGGAGAGUUUUAAGUUUGGGGCAAUGUUGAUUUCAAGUGCUUCAUAGGUUCACAAGCAUGUGAAGAAUUUUCAAGUCACUUGCCUCUUUUGAAGUUGCCUUUCAUACUUGACUGUUAAGGAAAAAGGUCAGCCACUAAGCCUGUUUUAUGUGAAUUUGGUGUCCACUCUCGUGGUUGUGUCAUGGAGUUCAUAUUUAGAAGUAUAUGAAGGUAGAUGAAGUAGUGACAUUGUGGUACUGGCUUGCUAUUCUAGUUUUGACAAGUCCCUCUCCUCAUUCCAUGUUUGCUUUUAUGAAGAGUUGCAUGCUUUGAGUGAAGCCUUUGUCUUUUUGCAGGGAACCACGAGGAUUUGCAUUUGUGCAGUUUGUGGAUCCAUAUGAUGCCAUGGAAGCUCAGCGUAGGAUGAAUGGAAAAAUAUUUGCUGGGAGAGAGGUAUCUGUUGUUGUUGCUGCAGAGAAUAGGAAAAGGCCUGAGGAGAUGCGAGACAGAGCCAGGGUUAGAGGAGGACCAGGCUAUGAGAGACGAUCUUAUUAUGGACAUUCUCGGUCUCGCUCAAUAUCCCCUCCACACUCGCCUCACCACCCUUCAGGUUCUAGAAGUCGAUAUCGCUCAAGGUCAUACUCUCCUGCCACAAGACGGCAUGAAGACUAUUCUAUCUCCCCACAUAGGAGGUAUGAAGAGUUCCCAAGAUCACAAAGAGGUCCUCCACAAGAGCAAGAUGGCUACUAUGAUGACAGAUCCUAUUCUCCAAGAUAUGACAAUGUCAAUCAAAAUCAGCUUGACAAUGGUUAUGGCAAAAAACCUGCAUACGGGCCCGAAGAAGCACGGGAUGCUUGGAGGUCGUCACCUGGUAGAUCUCCCUCUGGGUCCAGGUCCAGGUCUGCCGACCUGUCCCCAAGACGCGUCAAGGAAGUAGGAGCAAGGUAACUGAAGGUCUGGUCGUAUAGUUUCUUUUGGUUGCUGUUUACCUGUUGUGGGAAUCUAUAGGAAGAUAUUCAAGUCUCUUGCAUCUAAACUCUGUAACUUUCAUGGCUGGAUUUCAUAUUUUAUGUUACCAAACCCCCAUCAUCCAACAGUUAAUGGUGUUCAAACUUCAACUUUUCUUUGUCUUCCAUUCCACAACAGCACUUGCUCUUGUAGUUUCUUGAAUAUUUCUUCAGGAUCUCUGCUUGAAGUGAGUUUAUUUAGUUUGUUCACAAUAAUAUAUUUAAUUUCGAAUU